This is a messenger RNA of Rodentolepis nana, 7434 nucleotides long. NCBI's taxonomy places the organism in Eukaryota, Metazoa, Platyhelminthes, Cestoda, Cyclophyllidea, Hymenolepididae. The record is from the annotation of a GenBank genome assembly.
AUGUUUGGUCAGCCGAAGUCCGUUUUUGGUGGUUCACCAUCUACUGGAUUUGGGUUUGGAUCGACCCAAUUCGGGGCAUCAGCCACCACAAGCCAGCCAUCCACAGGUCUAUUUGGUCAACCUGCCUCCUCUACUCAACAAACUAGUGUCUUUGGAAGUUCCGUUUUCGGAGGAGCAAGUGCUACGAUUUCUGGAACAACGGUUAAAUUUAAUCCCCCACUUGUAAAUGAUUUAGUCCAGAAAAAUGGUCAAAAAGUUCAAGUAAAUGCUAAGCACAUGUGCAUUUCUGCAAUGAAGGAAUAUUCAGACAAGAGCAUGGAGGAACUUCGUGUUGAGGAUUACCUUCAAAAUCGCAAAAGUGGGGCUGCUGCUACCAAGAGUAUAUUUGGCUCAACAUCUACUUCCGCAUUUGGGUUUGGCACUGCUCAGACGACAGCAUCUUCUUUAUUUGGUUCUACCCCUGCUGCUCAGACAACUCAGUCAUCUCUUUUUGGAAGUGCAAAUACAAAUUCUAUUUUUGGUUCAUCUCAGCCCAUGGGCUCAUUUGGCCAAAGUAGUAUAUUCGGUUCUAAACCCCUAUUUGGUCCCUCAACAACUAGUACCACUGGACUUAACUUAACAACCAAUCAACAACAAUCGACGGGAUUUGGUUUUGGGCAGAACACUCAACAACAGGGAUCAAUAUUUGGUAGUGGUAGCACUUUUGGAGCUGCUAAUACGACUGCGUCGUCUUUCGGUGUAUUCGGAGCUCAACCCUCGUCAACUCAGUCAAGUGGUUUCUCUUUUGGGAAACCCGCUGGUUCGAGUAUCUUUGGCGCGACAACAACUACGACUCCGAGUUUAUUUGGUUCUACUCAACCGACCGUUCAAGCGUCUCCAUUCGGAGCCCCAGCUACCUCUCAGACUAGUAAUAUCUUCGGUGGUGUGAAACCCGCUGGAACUUCGCUCUUUGGUACUACUACAGCAUCUGCAUUCAGUUUUGGGGCCAAGACAAAUACUACGAGCUUAUUUUCUACUCCAGCAAACAACACUACGGGUUUCGGACUUGGAACUUCCACUUCAAACACCCUGCAGACAGGUCUGUUUGGGGCAAAGAAACCAUCUUUUGGAACCCCAGCUAGUUCUACAACUCCUGCCUUUGGUUUUGGCACAGCAAACAACACCGUCGCUCCAGCAACUAAUCUCUUUGGCAACUCAACCGGUUUCGGACUUGGUUCUGCCGCUCAAACCACUCAACCUGCUACCGGUAGUAUUUUCGGUUCUACAAAUGCUGGUGCUACGGGAGGACUGUUUAAUAAACCUGCUACUAAUGCUUUCGGCUUUAAUCAAUCUUCCACUUCUACUCCCUCACUGUUUGGUACAACUCAAAACACCGGGACUGGACUUGGUACGAACCUCUUUGGCAACACGAAUACUACAGGUGGGUUAAAUACAUCUCUCGGUUUCGGAGGUCUCACUGGUUCCACCGUCACUCCCUUCUCCGCAAAUACUGCCCAGAAUGGUGCAGCUCAAGGCCCUCUUGUAGAAGAGCUGACUCAACAUGCUAGAGCACAGCAACAUGUUCUUGACAUGGUUCGCAGUAUGCCCUAUGGACAGUCUUCUCUCUUCAAACACCUUGAUGUUGGACAUUUUUCAUCUACUGCACCAUCUUCUGCGUCGACCAUAGUCACCACAACCACCUCUACUGCAGUUUCAAAAACUACUGGAGGUGGUUCUGUGAUGUCAGUUUCAGCUGCUGCGAGUACUAUAGCAGAGUUGCACAAAACAAAUUCGCUCGCUAGAAGUCCAGCUAGAAUUGGCAAGGGUUUUGUCACGCGUGGACCUAUGCAACAAGUUCCUCUCAACAAAAGACAACUCUUCACUGGUUUUCAAGAGGACGAUGCUCUUGUUUCUGCUCAGUCUCCUAUGUCAGGGAACAUAAGGAGCAAUGUAGGAGAUAUUUCCCUAAAUAAGUCCAAUGGUGCUUCUGAUAGCCGUUUCUUUGUGCGCAGAGAUACUUGGAAACGCCUCAAUAUCCCCAGUUGUGUUAGGAACUCGAUCAUCGAACGUUCAUCUCUGGCAGUUUCUGAUUUGGAACAACAACAGAUUGAAGAAAGUGAUGAAAGUGAAUCACAAGUAAGUAGCAAUGUUCCUCCACCAAGAUCGCCCAAGUUAAAUAAGGGUGCAGGAGAUGCUGGUGUGACUGCAGUCUCUUCCCCGGUUACUAGGGUUAAGUUUCUCGAUACUGCAACGUCCACGCCUUUGUCAAACAGGUCAACUGGUGGUGAAGAGUUGGUAAAUAGUCGGAAACAAGCUCCCCAAACACCCCAACAGAAUAUUUCGAACAGUCCAGCAAAUGCUUGCAAUCUAUCUGUAGAUGCCAACUGGACUAUGACACAUGAUACUCAGCUAGCUUCACCAUCAAUUGUACAAAAUGACGAAACAUCCGAUUCAAGUCAUACUGCGACUACAAAUAGAGCUGGCAUACGUUUAUCAAAACCGGGGUACUAUAUGUUCCCUACUUUGGAUGAGUUAGUUGAUUUGAUCGAUGAGUCUGGGCGUUGUGUUGUCCAGGAUUUCGUCAUUGGAAGACAAUCUUAUGGUCACAUCCUCUUCCCGGGGUUGACAGAUAUCACUGGAAUCGAUUUUGAUGAAGUGGUUCACAUUCGACGUCGUGAAGUGGUUGUCUACCCCGACGAUUCCGUCAAGCCGCCACAAGGAUAUGGUCUCAAUAGGAAAGCAGAAGUUACCCUAGAUGGUGUCUGGCCAACGGAUAAAUCCACGAGGGAGUUUAUAAAAUCACCUCAGAGAAUUGCUUCUAUGAAGUUUGAUGAACGACUGGAGAAGUAUACACAAAAGAUGGAUGCUACAUUUAUCGAAUACCGACCAGAUACCGGAUCCUGGGUGUUUGAAGUGAAGCACUUCUCAAAAUACCGUCUGGAUGAUUCAGAUGACGAAGAGGAAGCUGAAAUACCUUCGCAAACUAAAUGGGCAAAUGAAAGAGCUGCGGAAGUCAGCAACUCUCGAAAGGUUAACGUCGACUCAAACAAGGUAUUGGGAAUGGUAGACUCUCCCAUUCCCGAAAGCGCAGCUUUGAAUGCUUCUCGUAACACUUGGCAUUCACCUCGAGGCUUCAAGGGAGUUCGAGAUUAUCUUUUUUCUACUGGUUCCUCCAUGGAUGAUAAUGGUGGAAUGGAAUAUGACGAUGUAGAUGACCAGGCUGAUUUUCUCUCUCGACGACUAUUCCAAAAGGAGAAGGCCUUCAAUCUGCCCCAACCAACCCAAUUCGAGAAUACCACUUCUCUUGAGUUGAAUGACCUUUCUUCUUUUGCCACAAAGACCUCCCGCUUCAUUAGCCAAGAGGAACAAGAUAUAGCAGCAGCAGCAGCCAAUGUCCUAAAAUUUGAUUCCUUGCAGUGCGUUCACAACCCAACUGCCUGUGAUCAUACCAUUGUGUUACCCAAAGUGGAUAAGAAGAAACUCUGCUCAUUGCCCUUUGAUAGAAUUCAGGAACUCCUCAUUGGCAAAUCUAUUGACUUUCGACUCAGCUGUUUCGAUGCUGGUUUCGGUAGAGGUGACGUUGCCCGACUUUGUUGGAGUUUAUUUCCGCGAAAAGAUCUUCCUCCACAACUUGUCCUACUCACAAGUGAUCCCACUUCUGAUCCUCCUGCUCACGUUGUUGCCUCUACAGUUCCCGUUCAGAUUGAUCCCCAAGAGGAGCUCCUACUUAACUCAGCUCUAGAGACAUCAACACAAACUGCCGUGGAAAUAGGUUUCUGUCCACUAUUCCAUCCACAAUCUGGUCCGUGUGUUUUGGAAUCUUACCUGGGAUAUCUAGGCAGCCGUAAUGGAUUGACGGAGGACUCUGAAUACUCUGAAAAAAUGAGAGCUCUUCGUCGUGCUCUGCUCCUCUGUCAAGCUCUUUGGGCUCGACAUAAUGAUACUUUGGGACUUCAUGAAGAAUUCGUACCAUGUCAGCCGCGUGACUUUGGUUUCGAUAAACAAGAACCUGAUGAUCUGGUUGAUGCUUGUUCUCGCGAAAGUGUUUCAGAUUCGGAUGCUAUGAAUGACCUCUCUCGACGUCAGGCUGUGUCCGAAUGGAUUAGGGCUGAGUUACGCCCCUGGUUGGAUGGUCGAUUAAAGGAGCUCAAAGUAGCUCAUCUUUUGAGUGUUAAAGAUGCCUCUCAACCCCCUUGGAAUCUUUCUGAAAAAGUUACGAAAUCAGCCGUCUAUGAGGGUAUAUUUGCUUGUCUUUGUUGUGGAGAGACCGGAAUGGCCUGCCGACUUGCUCUCACUUGCCGUAUGUCCCAUCUCGCCAGUUGUCUCUCAAUGGCUGCCAUCAGUGACCCUCUUUGUAAGCGGGGUUUGCAAAAACAGCUCCGUGUGUGGAAUGAACUCAAGGUUCUGCCUUUCAUGCCUCAAUCAAUUCUACGCACAUACGCUCUUCUAGCGGGCGAAAUCAAGGUGCCAAUAACGGGAAACAAGGGCAAGACAGUAAUUAAUGUAUUGGCAGGUGUCCCUUAUCUCCAGGCUCUGGGUGUCCAUCUGUGGUACCUGGUGGAUCAUUCGACCGAUUUAGCAUCUGCUCUCAGGCUCUUCUCCAUUAACUGGCAUGCCUGUGAUACUUUUGAAGUUGCUCCACCGCGACCUCCCGAAGAUGCUGAUCUGAAAAUGUCGAACAGCUCAUCAUCGCUUAAGAGAUCUGGUGGUGCUCCUUCUCAGAUUAUGCUAUCGCGGAGCAGUUCUCGAGAUGUGUGUUACCACCUCUUACGUUUGUCUACACGCCCCUGGCACAGUUUGGAGCGAACUCUUGAUCCUCAGAGUAUUCGCAGUAGUCCCAAACAGCGUCAAAAUCAGCCAUCUGGUGAACUCCUAGUCAGUGACAGUAGCUGGUCCUCUUCUUGGCAUCUAUGGCGUGUUCUCGUGUCUCUUGGACUGGGUUCUCUUAAUCCGAUCGCUACAGCUCGUUUGCAUGAAGAAUUGGCUAGCCAUUUGGAAGCUGGUGGUCUCUGGGAAUGGGCUGUCUUUGCCCUCAUGCAUGAAGUUGACCCGCGUUCUCGUGCUGCAUCUGUCAAGCGACUGAUCGCCCGAAACGUCAAGCUUCAGUCACUCGAAAGAACGCCCGAAGGGCAGUGGAGGCUUGAUGAAGAAUCUGUCAGUCGUUUCAACGAGGCUGAGUCCUUUAUCCUGCAGAGAUUUGGUGUUCCUGUCAAGUGGCUCCAUGAAGCGAAAGCCUGUUUGGCUCGAUCUCUUCUCGCUUCACAUUCGUCAGCUGUCGACGCGGAAACUUAUCGUCUAUUGGCUAGUUUAGAGGCCGCUCAUUGGCUAGCAUCACAACACUAUGAUGCUGCCCACGAGGUUUAUAUGAAGCACCUUCUUCCUGAUAUAAUGCUUCAUUCUAGCCCAGUUUCAGUAUCCUCCGUUCUAGCUGAUGCACACCUUGCUACCGGUGGAAGUCCUGUCUCUUUGGCUACCAAACUCAUGACAGUUCUACAGCCUUUUAAUGGAAUUCCUCGAGAUAGUCUUCCAUCCGCCUUUGAAAGGGGUGCUGAAGUCUAUGUGGUGUAUGCUCGAAUUCUCAGCCUUGCAUAUCAACUUUCUCUCUGUAAUAAAACUGAUGAGGAGAGGAUGGAAAGUGACAGUUAUAUGGAUGGUAAUCGAGUAAGAGAUAUUUCCGAUAUCCUGGAGGAUCUUUUGGCAAAUGCUCAGCAGCUGGUUGAUUUGCUUCAAUCAAUGCCCACCCCUACUGUUCGCGACAGGGUUGUCAAAAGCGAGAUAGCUGUCACAGUGAUUCGCCUAAUCUCUGUUUUUCUUAAUAAUGACCUGCCUUUAAAGCCGGAGACAGGAAGUGAAAUUUCUGAAGAACUGGACGAGAAGAAUUCGAUCCUUUGCCAGAGAUUGAAACUGCUCACGAAUAUUGAUCUACCCUCGGAGGCAAUUUUAAGUGAAGUGGAAACCCUCACCGCAACGGGAAUCUCCCAGCGUAUGUUGUCAUACACAUUCACGGUUCGCACUUUGCGCUCAUUCUUGCGUCCUUUUUCUUCCUCUGUUUCUAUCUCAAAAUCCGAAUAUGUUCUGAGAAGAUCGAAACUGGUCGAAAAGAUUGCUCAAAUUAGUCCGACCAAUCAAUCAUCCGUCCACCAUUUAGUUAUUAUUCCAUCUGCUGAGGUGAAAUAUUCCUCCCUUCAUGUCCCCUACAGUUUUAGACAAGACUCAUACUUUCGAUAUUUGACUGGAAUUACCGAGCCUAAUGCUGUUCUUUCACUGGAGAUUGAAUGCAAAUCUGGCGAUAAUUUUUCCUUUCUUCCUCGUCUAUUUGUAGAAGAACGAACUGCUUACGACACACUCUGGGAUGGUCCAUCCUUGGGCAUUUCAGAAGCUACGAAGCUUACUGGCAUUAAACAAACUCUCCCUACCAAAUAUCUAUCAAGUUAUUUCAAAAAAGCGUUAUCCGAUCUCUCCAACACUGAUGGAUUAUUGUGGUUUAGCUCACCAUUUAUUGUUAAAUCUGGAGAGAGGGCGCCAGUUAAUCGGCCGAUUUUUUCUCUUGUCUCAGAGCAUUUCACUGAUAACAAAUUGACCAAAUCUCAACUUAAAAACCCAAACCCUCUAAUCGACGAAUUACGGGUGAUAAAAUCUGAAGCCGAGCUAAAAAUCAUGAGAAAGGCUGUUGAGAACACUGCAAUUGCCCUUAAAAAGACGAUGGCGUCGGCUUACCCUGGUAUGCGUGAGGCUGAAUUGUCUGCUCGAUUCCAGUUCGAAUCCUCCCUCUUGGGAAGUGGUUUAGGUUAUCCAGCUGUUGUUGCUGGUGGUAACCGAGCUAAUAUAAUUCACUAUUUAAGGAAUUCUGAACGCGUCGAGGACGGCGAUUUAGUUCUAAUGGAUGUGGGAUGUGAUGUCGAGGGCUAUACUGCUGAUAUCUCACGAACUUGGCCUGUAAACGGUGUCUUUUCACGUAAUCAAAAACUUCUCCUUGAGAUUCUAAUUCAAGUUCAAUCAGAAUGCCAGAAAGUUGCAAGUCCUGAUUAUAGCCUAGAAAAACUCUAUGGUAUAAUGGUGAGGAGAUUGGCAUACUACCUCAACGAAGAGAAGAUUAUUCGUGUCAGUGAAAAGGAGUUUAGCAAGGUUGGUGCGGCUAUUUGUCCACACCAUAUUGGCCAUUAUCUUGGAAUGGAUGUACAUGAUACAAGUAGUGUUUCCUAUGGCCGCAAUUUCGAGCCCGGAAUGGUAUUUCCCCUUGAACCGGGAAUUUACUUCCCCGGUUCUGGAGGGAGAGUGCCUGUUGCUGAGGAAUUCCGUGGAAUGGGUCUACGACAUGAAGAUGACUAUGUUUUUACUACUGAAGGAAAAGCUGAAAAACUGAGUACCUGUGUGCCUUAUUCAAUCUCCGAUUUGGAAGCUCUGAUUGGUUCAAAUUGGACUGAUACAUUUGAUGGUGUCAAAGAUUGCCUUUAG